CUUUUUUCUUUUUAAAUAUAAUUAAAGGAGAAAGAACGUUUAUUUCUUAUUGUUUGCACGUUAAUGGAAGACGAUUUAUUUUCAACCACCAAUGUGUCUUUACUUGACGACAUUGUACCUUUUCGGCCGUUAACUAGUUCACCAGUGUCUCUUAAACAUGUACACAAUAGUAGUAGCAGUACAAGUAGUAGCAGUAAUCACUAUAAUCAUGGCAGUAGUAGUAGUUCAAGUGAACAAUGGAAUGUUGUAGAUACACCCUUGGAAGGCUCAACAGAGUUUAUAAGAGACAAAUCAGUCAAACCAACCCAAUUUUCUAUGCCUUUAAAGCACCAAGAGAAUACUGUGGAUAUAUUAAAAAAGGAAAACUUUGAUCUAAGAUUAAAGAUUUAUUAUCUGGAGAAUCGGUUACUUGACUUGUCUCCUUCUAAUGUUGAGGCUGCCUUAAAAGAGAACGUCGAUCUGAAAGUAACAGUUCAAAAGCUUACUCAAGAAUUAAAAAAGUAUAAGAAACUUAUAUUGGAAUUGGAAGCAGCCAUUGAGAUCGUGAAUCAACCAUGUCCAAAGCAACAUGGUAUGUCACAAGCAGAGAAGGAUGAAUUAACCGCAGCUAUUAUGGAAGCUAAAGUAUGCCGUGAAGAAAAUGAUAAACUAUCUCAAAUGCGCGCUGAUGUACUUGCUGAAAACAAAAGAUUACGUGAUGAGCUUCGUUUUAUCAGAGAACAAAAGACGGAAUCACCACAGCCAAGGGCUCACAAGGAAGAUUAUCCCACAAACACAAAGAGAUUGGAAGAGGUUAAAAAAAAAAAACUUAGGUCACAAGCAUUGGAAAUAACUUCAUUAAAGGAUGAAGUAGAGAAAAGACAACGACAGAUGGAUGAUUUACGUAACCAAUUAAAGCAAUCUACAAAAGACUUGAAUGAGACAAGACAGCAACUUAAAUUAAAGACACUUGAAUAUGAACGAUCAGUGAAACACGAAGAUGAUAACAAACUGAUGGAUACCAUUCGUCAACUAAGAAAAGAAAAUGACUUGUUGAUUAAUGAAAUACAAGAAAGAGAACAAGAUGUAGCAGAUUUGGAAGAGGAGAUACAAAAGCUUGUCACUGUCUUGGAUGAAAAGAAUAAAGAAGACGGAGACAAUGAUCUUGAAGAGAAAAUAAUGACACUUGAAGCAACGAUCCAAGAAAGAGAUGAAGAUAUUGAAGUAUUAAAAGAUCAUAUCACAAAGACUCAACAAGAGUUGGAAGAGAAAAACGAAGCAAAUAAAGAGCUCUUGAUUGAAUUACAAGAAGCUAUAGAAAAAUCGGAACAGAUUCGAACAGACUAUGAAAAUCAAGUAAACCAGAUUAAUGAACUUGAAAUUGGUAUCAAAGAAAAGGAUGAGAGAAUGGCCGCAUUAGAAGAAGAUUACAAGUCGCAGUUAUAUACAACAGAGAGAGAGAAAAAGUUGAUUGAGGAUGACGUCAAAGAGUUAAAGCAUAAGCUCCGUUUAGCCCUUAAGCAAUUAAAAGAAAAAGAAAAGGAAGCUGAGCAUGUUGAAAAAUGGAAAGAACGAGUUUACAGUCUGGAAGAACAACUGAAGAACUUUAGAGGUGUGGUGUAUAGACUGAAGAAAGCUCAAGAUAACAAUACGAUGAUAAAAAAUACGCUGGAGCAGCCUUAUAGAAAUAAGACAAAUAUCAACACAUUGGAGCAAGUGUUGAAAAAACUAAAUGAUGAGUUAAGAAAAGAACUUGAUGAUAAAACCAGAGAAUACGAAAGAGAAAAGGUGCGAACAACAGAACUUCAGGAUUUGUACAAUCAGCAACUUGAAAUAAUCAGAGAACUUGAAGAGAAAUUGAGUAAAAAGAGUACAAUGUUGGCCUUGUCUCUUUCUGAAUAUGAUGAAUUACAAGCAAAUAAAAAAAUCAUGGACAGUAUUCUUGUUAAACAAGUAACCGGCACGCAAACAUUCCAUGAAAGAAUAGAAUCAGCAACGAUGAACCAUUAGUGCAUAUAUAUAUAUCCCCUUUUUAUAUACAUAUAUAUAAUACUUACAUACGCGCACACACACACAUAAUUAUAUAUAUACACGGCUGUGUACAUUAUAUUUAGCAUAUUUGUAAAUACUUGCAUUACAUUUUAUUAUUCGCAAAAUGAUGGGAAAUAAAAUAAAAUGACAAUUUCAGACAACAA
Messenger RNA from Rhizopus microsporus ATCC 52813, 2174 nucleotides. RefSeq lists its product as uncharacterized. The transcript is spliced from 8 exons. NCBI's taxonomy places the organism in Eukaryota, Fungi, Mucoromycota, Mucoromycetes, Mucorales, Rhizopodaceae. The record is from RefSeq and is a predicted model, not a curated record. Gene Ontology annotation, cellular component: microtubule organizing center. The coding region runs from base 64 to 1989 and encodes 641 amino acids.